Molecule: messenger RNA, 3843 nt
Organism: Symbiodinium necroappetens
Lineage: Eukaryota; Dinophyceae; Suessiales; Symbiodiniaceae
Source: the annotation of a GenBank genome assembly
AUGGCUGCAGACCGACUCUGUGCUCGAGUUGCCCUGUGCGAAUUCUUGGUGGAUGGUUUUCUUUUCCAACGAAAGGAUGUUUCACACUACGUGCUGACCCAUUUCCACAGUGAUCACACUGUGGGUUUGACACGAAACUUCGAUUGUGGGACGAUUUACUGCACAGAUGUGACAGCAGCCUUGAUCACUGAAAUGAUGGGCGUGGACGCCGCGCGGGUGGUGGCAUUGUUGGGCCAGGUUGUGUUCCAGCUUCAGUGGCAGCUGAAUGGAUAUUUUGCACAAUUCGACACUGACAAGAGUGGCUUCAUCGACCGCGAGGAACUCAAAGCAGUGCUUGCGGCCUUGAAUCCAGACCUCGCCAAGAAGGAUGAGGAAGUGGAUACACUUUUCGAAGCCUCGGAUGCCAACAAGGAUGGGAAGAUUUCAGUGGAAGAGUUUUGCAACUACGUGUUCAGCGAGAAAACCUCAGCUGUCCACACGUGGCACCUCAAGGACGGGAGAGUGCAGCAGAAGUUCAUCGAUGGCCGUACUCGAGUUACAUUUCCAGAUGGCUGCACGAUUGAUGCAUACAAGAACGGUUUGAAGAUUCAGACCGACAUUGAUGGUACAACAAUCAUGACAGAUCCGGAUGGAGUGUCGCAAACCAGUGUCAUGCCUGAUGGAACCUGUAUCAUGGAGUCCGCAGACGGCAAAGUUUUCACAAGAAAGCCAGAUGGUACAAGCAUCACACAAGAUCCGAGUGGAACUUGUGUCCAAAUCGAUCCACAGGGUGACCGCACGAUCACUGACCCAGACGGGCGCACAACUACCCAUUUUGCCAACGGCGCAGUGGUGGAAAAGUUUUCGGCUCAACAGUCUGCUAAAAAUGGAGCUGCCCGUGUUCAGCGUUGCGCGUCUGGAGCACUAAUUGUGACAUAUUCAGAUGGCAGGAAAGUCCAGUUUAGUCCCUCGGAUGGUAUUCUCUUAGAAACAGCCGGUGACGGCAAGACAAGCCUGCAAAGGCUUCCUGACGGCUCUGGCAUUCGCCACCACAAGAAAAACCCUCACAACGAUGAGCAUCUGUCGCCCUUGGACAUGGAUGUUGAGAUCUCCAGUGGACGGAGUAAACUGCCGAAGCAGGCAGCAACGCCUCCAGUCGUCGAGUUUUCAUCCCUAGCGUCGGCCCUGAACUGUGAGAUUUUGUCGGCGCCUGCAUCGCCGGUGAAGAGAAAAAGCAGCCUCAGAAGCCUCCAAGAGGAAUCUCCAGAAAUCGCAUCUGGCCAGUGCAGUCAAGACUCUCCAACAUCACCAGUACAACGAGCGGUCGCUGUGGACCAGUUGACCGGUGGAGGCCAGCGGACCACUUUUGAGGGAGGCCUGGUUGUUGACCAUCAUGUGGAUGGCACAGUCCUGGAGACACAGCCAGGUGGACAAUCGAAGCAGAUCAACCCAGAUGGAACCAUCAUCUUGGUUGACAAGGCAUCUGCGACUGAGACGACUCUGCGCCCGAAUGGGACAAGUAUCACCAGGCACGCAGACGGUCACACCAUACAGAAGAAUGCAGAUGGAACCACUCUCAUUAAAGCCGCCGAUGGUGUGCUGACCCAGAUUGAUCCAGAUGGAGGUCGCAUAGUGACCCUUCCGAAUGGCGAGAAAACCAGCCACUUUGCAGAUGGUACGGUAGUCCAGAGUUGGCCCAACGGAGAAAAGCACCAGACCUUUCCCGAUGGUUGUACAAUUUCAACACACCCAGACGGAUCCUCGGAACAGGUUGAUCCUGAUGGAACCAGAAUCGUCGCUCUCGCAGACGGCUCCAGCACAGUACUGAAGCCAAGCGGUGUGAAGAUCAUAGCUGCAGUCUCAGGUGAGACGCUUCAGACAGACCCGGAUGGAUGUCAGAUUCGGACCUUCUCAAAUGGUCGGAAGGUUCAGAAAAGUGCAGACGGCUUGAUUUUAGAGAUUUUUCCAGACGGGACCCUGCGACAGUGCAAGCCGGAUGGAUCAGGCUUUGAGCUCAGUAGUGGCAGCAGAAUCCAGACGGACUUUGGCCGGGGCACCUUGACGGCCUCUUUGGAUGGCAUCCGCGGCGUUCAGGGUGUCUGGCUGACCUUCGUGGAUGCGGGACACUGUCCCGGCAGUGCCAUGGCGGUGUUUGAGGAAGACCAUUCCUCCGGGAGUUCCGCGACGCAAAGCGUUGUGCUCCACACAGGUGACUGCCGUGCUUCAGCACAGAUACGAGACGGCCUGAUGGACUGGCUAGCCGGUCGCACGGUGGCUGAGCUUUUCCUGGACACCACGUACUGUGCUCGCCGCUGGACCUUCCCAGCACAGCAAGAGGCUUGCAGCUGGCUGGCAGAACUGACUGCAGCGGAGCUCCAGCGCGAGCCAAAGACCCUCUUCGUGGUUGGAUGCUACCAGAUCGGGAAGGAACGUGCGGCCCAAGCAGUGGCCGAGGCUGCUGGGUCCUCCGUUUUCGUCGAGCAGCGACGCUGGAAAGUCAUCCAGCUUGCAGGUUGGGGCGAGGCCUGUCUAAAGUCCGGCCAGCCUCUGUGGAGCAUCGACAAGGAAGGCUGCUGUGUCUGGAUGUCCGCUCUGGGCGGUCUGGCUCACGAUGUCUUGAAGCACUACCUGGACUCCACCAAGGGGCAGUUCGAAUCGGUGGUGGCAUUCAGCCCGACCGGAUGGGCAUGGUCGCCCAAAGCCAUGGCCAAGGGGAGUGCUGGCUGCCGUGCCUGGAUUGAGAAUGAUGGGCGCACCAGGGUCUACAGUGUGCCCUACAGUGAACACUCGUCGUUUACGGAGUUGCAGUCUUUCGUCAGCGCCAUCAAGCCCGGGCGGUUGAUUCCAACCGUAAACUCCGAAACUCGCGAAAGCAAAGAGCGCAUGAUGGCUCCCUUCUUGGAUGUGCUGGACCUUAAAUGCGAUCCGGAACGCAUGGACCACUACAUUUUCGGGGGUAGCUCAUCUUCGUCAGCAUGCAAGCCGGAGACAGUUGCGCGGUGUGAGUCGUUCGUGGACGUGCUGUCGCUGUCAAGCAGGGUGCCGGAUUCGCAGCCGCCGGAAUCUGCGGAUGAUGCGGAAGACAGGAGUGCACUGUUGAAGACUGCUGCGACGCCCGUCUGGCGGACCGGAGUGCUGUCUGGCUGCAGUGCGGCCAUGGCGCGAUUGCGUCGCCUGACGCUCAUCGGCCUGUGGUGCUCAGCACAUGCGCGGACAGCUUCGUCCAUUCCAGGCUCCCUUCAGGCUGUGGUGUCCUUCUACGAGGAAAGAGUCGGUCAGCCAGAGUGGUUGGAGGUCUUCGAAGCCGUGCGAUGGUAUUCCGAUGCCGCUGCCGCGAACUACAGGAAGCUGAAUCGAUUUCUUAGGGACGGGCCGGGUCUGCUGGGGAAGCAGGAGAGGGACCUUUGUUCGCAGAAGGUAAAACUUCUGGAUGCUCUGGGAGGGGCGGCGCCUGUUGUGGGAAAGACUGGUCUGACCCUCUGGCGAGGCUUCUCAAGCUUCUCUUACGUGCAACACCUCCGCGGAUUAAGUGCCGUCACAGAGUCUCCGCCUUUCGUCGUUAAGGACGAGGCCUACAUGUCCUGCUCCCUGCUGGAAUCCGUUGGAAACUUCUACGCGCGGCGCCAUGCCUUGCUCCCUGAAGACUUGGAAGAUGCCAUCCUCCUAAAGAUCCAAGUGCCACCGGGUGCUCGGGUGAUUUGUGUCUUUUGCAGUGGCGCAGGGGUGCCUAAUGAAGAGGAAGUCAUGCUUCCAAGAGGCAGCACAAUUCGGGUGGAACGGCUUGUUCCGAGGAGCUCGGAAACUUCCGUUCUCCAGGUCCAAGCAGUCCUCCUAGUAGACAAUGCAACAUGCGAAGCUGAAUAG